AUGUUUGAAUAUUACAAAAGCAAUAUGGAAUAAAAGACAAUCCAGGAUAUUUCAAUUCCUUAUAAUUUUGAUGUGAAAGAAAUACAACAAAAAUUUGGAAUUGAAGAUGCAUUAAUAAUCACUGUACAAAAUGGCUGA
Molecule: messenger RNA, 138 nt
Organism: Paramecium tetraurelia
Lineage: Eukaryota; Ciliophora; Oligohymenophorea; Peniculida; Parameciidae
Exons: 2
Source: RefSeq, a predicted model, not a curated record